Molecule: messenger RNA, 921 nt
Organism: Eimeria necatrix
Lineage: Eukaryota; Apicomplexa; Conoidasida; Eucoccidiorida; Eimeriidae
Product: ribosome biogenesis regulatory protein, putative
Exons: 4
Coding region: 1-921 (306 amino acids)
Biological process (GO): endonucleolytic cleavage in ITS1 to separate SSU-rRNA from 5.8S rRNA and LSU-rRNA from tricistronic rRNA transcript (SSU-rRNA, 5.8S rRNA, LSU-rRNA); ribosome biogenesis; ribosomal large subunit export from nucleus
Cellular component (GO): preribosome, large subunit precursor; nucleolus; nucleus
Molecular function (GO): protein binding
Source: RefSeq, a predicted model, not a curated record
AUGGCUGCUGCUGCUCCAGUUCGAGUGGACUUGGCCAGCCUGGGUCCCGGGCUGCCGGAUUCUGUGGAAGAGCCCGACGGCCUCACCUACCAUUUGCACCAUCUCAUUGCUACGGAUCUGCAGCCUCUCGAGGUCUCCACAGAUCUCGAAGAAAAAACACAAAAAGCUGCUCAAUUAUUUGUGACGAAGUUAUUUUCGCUGCCUCGGCACGUGUCGGAAGAUGGGGUGUACGUACAGCUGCCGCCGCCGCCCAAGAUCGACACUUUCCGCUUCCCGCGGACUCUCAAGCUGCCGACGGCGCGGCCGCUGACUCGGUGGGAAGCCUUUGCAAAAGCAAAAGGAAUUGUGAAAAGAAAACGCUCGAGAUUAAUUUGGAGUGAAGAUUUAAAAGAUUGGAUUCCCCGGUGGGGCCCCCGGGGCCCCCGAGCGGUGCAGCAGCAGCAGCAAGCAGUGCUGGAGGAGAAGGGGGCUGUGACUUUGCGCAGCAGGAGAGUCAGCAUCAAGAAAGCUGCUGCUGCUGCUGCUGCUGCUGCUGCUGGGGGGGGCAAGAAGAGGAAGCGGCUCGCGGUGCCGGACGCUGCUGCUGCUGCUGCUGCUGCUGCAGCAGCAGCAGGCAACCAGGAGGACUUGUUCACUCAGGCCAAGAAGCAGCAGCAACUGGAAAAGGCCAAACAGAAACUCCGGGAACUUCGGAACCAGGCGGAAGCAAAAGCAGGAGUUGCAGCAACUCGCGGAUUGCUGCAGACUGCAGCAGCAGCAGCAGCAGCAGCAGCAAGGGGGGCCCCCAGGGGGGCCCCCGCGGGGGCCCCCACCCUCCCCACUGGCAUUCCGGUGCUGUCUUCGAAGAAGCACCGCGGCAAGUCCAAGCAGGAACUCAAGGAGCUGCUGCUCAGGUCCCAAACCCUAAACCCUAAACCCUAA